Fusarium pseudograminearum CS3096 is the source of this 111-nucleotide messenger RNA. RefSeq lists its product as uncharacterized. NCBI's taxonomy places the organism in Eukaryota, Fungi, Ascomycota, Sordariomycetes, Hypocreales, Nectriaceae. The record is from RefSeq and is a predicted model, not a curated record. Bases 1 to 111 code for a protein of 36 amino acids. The transcript has 2 exons.
AUGGCCGAUUACCUGUUCAUGGUUGGUAGCCAAGGAGCCAGGAUCUUGCCAAGUCAACGACAGAACAAGAAUGCUGUGCAGACCAGAACGAGAAUCAGCCUUGGCAGCUGA